AUGAAACCCCCUACAGUGAUCAUUGGACCAACGGGGAGUUUUGAGGUGGACUUGGAGAACAGGUACCCGAUCGAAACGCUGAAGUUCCAGUGGCACCCGACUCUCGCGCCCUUGGUCGUGCAGGACAUACCCCAGGAUACCUUCAAGUACACUGUCGCUCUAGCCAACAUAACUGAGGUAGACUACGAAGGAGAACUGUAUCCUGCCUUAGCGUUCGAUUUCAUAUUGGAUCGACAAAUAUCCUACUAUGUUGUCCAGACGCUCCUGCCGCAGCUGUUCUCCUUGUUCUUCUCUGCUCUCCUGCAGAUGAUGUUCGUCGUUAUCUCGUGGUGUUCGUUCUUCGUUCCCCCCGAGGUCGUUCCUGGACGCAUGACCCUGUGCAUCACCACCGUCCUCACCAUCUGCACCAUGUACUCCGCCACCAGGAACGACGCUCCCGCCACCAGCUACUUCAAGGCGAUCGACCUUUUCGGCGUCAUCAACAUCUCCUUCGUGUUCGCCGUCCUCUUGCACUACACCAACAUCCUCAGGUACCUCUCGAAGGACAAGCUGGCAGCGGCCGUGGAAUCCCAGGCUCGCUCUUCGGUCAGACAAGUGUUUCCCAAGGACUCCGCCGGACCGCCACUCGAAACGGAGGCGAGAGCGCCCGCCCAGAGCUUCGCGACGCGCUCCGCCAAGUACGACGCCAUCGCCAAGGUCCUCUUCCCGCUCUCCUACCUGCUGUUCGUGGCCGUGUUCUUCCUCUACUACGCCCUCUGA
Molecule: messenger RNA, 759 nt
Organism: Penaeus indicus
Lineage: Eukaryota; Metazoa; Arthropoda; Malacostraca; Decapoda; Penaeidae
Product: glycine receptor subunit alpha-3-like
Exons: 7
Coding region: 1-759 (252 amino acids)
Biological process (GO): signal transduction; monoatomic ion transmembrane transport; chemical synaptic transmission
Cellular component (GO): plasma membrane; synapse; neuron projection
Molecular function (GO): monoatomic ion channel activity; transmembrane signaling receptor activity; neurotransmitter receptor activity
Source: RefSeq, a predicted model, not a curated record